Pseudophryne corroboree (corroboree frog) is the source of this 1830-nucleotide messenger RNA. It is a transcript of the gene HTR1E, whose product is annotated as 5-hydroxytryptamine receptor 1E. Gene Ontology annotation, biological process: adenylate cyclase-inhibiting serotonin receptor signaling pathway; chemical synaptic transmission; G protein-coupled receptor signaling pathway, coupled to cyclic nucleotide second messenger. Lineage: Eukaryota; Metazoa; Chordata; Amphibia; Anura; Myobatrachidae. The record is from RefSeq and is a predicted model, not a curated record. Gene Ontology annotation, cellular component: plasma membrane; dendrite. Gene Ontology annotation, molecular function: G protein-coupled serotonin receptor activity; neurotransmitter receptor activity. The coding region runs from base 483 to 1613 and encodes 376 amino acids. The transcript has 3 exons.
GCUCUCCUGGAAGGAAAAACUAUGAAGUCUUACUGUGUUUUCCUUUCCCCUUAUGCAUGGAUGAUAGGAAGAUGGAUCUAAUAGAUUUAUAGUUAUCAUUGUUUAAGCAAGCAACUCCAGAUUAUUUAUUCAACAAGUCUAAAAUCCAAGAUGUGACUCAUUGCUGCUGCCUGUGGAGCAGGUGACGGAUCAGAGCUGACCUCGCUGGGGGGCUGUAGCCGCAGGUGCUGCGCUGUCACAGGCAAUGCCUGGGAUGGAGGAGCGCAGAGAGGCACGCGUCGCAGGUCUGUGAUGUCAUCCCUCCCCGGAGUGCAGCAUGGUGGACCAACACUUUGUCACUGGGUCAAUGUAUAUAUAUGUAAGGCUAGCCAUGUGUAAGAAGAGAAAAGAAAUACUGGUACAUUCUUGGCGUCAAGAAUCCUGCACAUAAUGAAUGUCUCCAUGGGAAGAAGACUAGACAGGGUCAGAAUGAGCACCAUCUAAUGUCACAAAAUUCUUUUACAUCUUCAAUGAGAAAAAUGAAUUUUACAAACUGCACAGCAGAAACAAUUGCAAACAAAUCUAAGACGGUAACCGAAAAAAUGUUGAUUUCCUUAACAUUGGCUGUUAUCACUACUUUGACAACACUGUUAAAUUCAGCUGUCAUUAUUGCAAUUUGCACAACUAAGAAGUUACACCAACCUGCAAACUAUUUAAUAUGCUCUUUGGCAGUUACUGAUUUUCUUGUUGCCAUUUUAGUUAUGCCUUUAAGCAUUGCCUACAUAGUUAUGGACACUUGGGCCCUCGGUUAUGUGAUAUGUGAAAUAUGGCUUAGUAUUGACAUGACCUGCUGUACUUGUUCAAUCCUUCACUUAUGUGUCAUUGCACUUGAUCGAUAUUGGGCAAUUACUGAUGCUAUUGAAUAUGCCAGGAAAAGAACAGUUAAGCGAGCCGGAAUGAUGAUCCUAAUUGUAUGGACUAUUUCUAUUUUCAUUUCCAUUCCCCCGUUGUUCUGGAGAAAUCAUCAUAACAUAAGCAGUCCAAGUAGGUGUAUAAUCCAACAUGACCAUGUUAUCUACACAAUAUACUCUACAUUUGGCGCAUUUUAUAUCCCUUUGACGUUAAUACUUAUUUUGUACUAUAGAAUAUACCAUGCUGCAAAGAGCCUUUACCAAAAAAGAGGAUCAAGUCGACACUUGAGCAACAGGAGCAAUGACAGCCAAAAUUCAUUUACCCACUGCAAACUUACUCAGACGUUCUGUGUGUCUGAAUUCUCCACCUCAGAUCCCACAAUGGAAUUUGAGAAGAUCAAUGCUUGUGUGAGAACCCCAACAUUAGACAAUGACUUUGACUUUGCUGGUGAUCGUCAACAACAGAUAUCUAGUACAAGAGAGAGGAAGGCAGCCCGCAUAUUAGGACUUAUUUUGGGGGCUUUUAUGAUAAGUUGGUUGCCUUUUUUCAUCAAGGAACUUGCUGUUGGACUCCAGCUCUGCACUGUGUCCCCAGAAGUGGCAGAUUUCUUAACGUGGUUGGGUUAUGUGAAUUCGCUAAUUAAUCCACUUCUUUACACUAGUUUCAAUGAUGACUUUAAGAUAGCCUUUAAAAAACUAAUCAGAUGCAAAGAGCACUCAUAAAGUAUCCAUGCACAAGAUCUGAUUGUCUUGUAAGCCUUAAAGGUAAAAACAGACCACGUGAUAAGAUUGUCUUUUUGAAUCAUGGGAACUGGUAACUAAAACAAAACAAAAACUUUCUUUUGGCUUGGUGUUUUUGUUCUGUCCUGUCAUGUAAUGCAGUCUUCUACCUGUUUUUAAAUAAUAAAAUUAAAAAAUGAAUUUUAUAAUUAAAAUUCAA